Messenger RNA from Lachancea mirantina, 546 nucleotides. The record is from the annotation of a GenBank genome assembly. NCBI's taxonomy places the organism in Eukaryota, Fungi, Ascomycota, Saccharomycetes, Saccharomycetales, Saccharomycetaceae.
AUGGCGGAACACUUGGCUUACACAUUUGGAGAUUUCGAGGAUCUUUCAACAAUCCUAAUUUCACGGCCAGGCGAUGGUCACAUCGUUUAUGCUGCCUUUGGGGAAGAUAAAAGUGUCCUGUUGUGUGAAGCGGAGAACGCUUUUGCUAAUUUAGCUGAAAAAUCCAAGAAAAGGUAUAUUCUUCAAGAACGAAAAGGUGGUCAGAGCGUUGAUUACGUCGGUCAAGUGCUUGAGAAACGAUUUCCGGCACCACAAGUAGAGUUUAUUUUCGGCACGGAUUUUCAAAGGCAGGUAUGGAAACAAUUAAUGAACAUAGACAGUGGUAGCACAACCACAUAUAAAGCUAUUGCUGAGGUGCUUGGUAUGCCAACAGCGUCAAGGGCUGUAGCCAACGCUUGCGCACAAAACAAGAUUGCCCUAUUCGUACCAUGUCACCGAGUGUUGAGAACAAAUGGUGAUCUAGGUGGCUACAGGUGGUCCCUUCCCUUAAAAAGAAACUUGUUGAAUCUUGAAAAGAUAAAGACGCCACUAUCAGCCUCUGAUUGA